Molecule: messenger RNA, 1149 nt
Organism: Cydia strobilella
Lineage: Eukaryota; Metazoa; Arthropoda; Insecta; Lepidoptera; Tortricidae
Exons: 5
Coding region: 229-1149 (306 amino acids)
Molecular function (GO): DNA binding
Source: RefSeq, a predicted model, not a curated record
GGUCGCCCGGCCCCCGGCCCGGCUAGUGCCUUACCGUCGACCGACGCAUCAUUACGUUUUGUUUACAUUCAAAAAUCGUUUAAAACGAGCAUAUUUACAUCAAAUUAUUCGUAAAAUAAACUUUUUAAUAGUAGAAAGUGAUUAAUUUUAAGUUAAAACGUGUUUUUGUAGUGUAUUUUUGGGGACGGUAGCCAUUUUGGAAUCGGACGCGAUCAAAAUCGGUUCGUGAUGACUGACUUCGAACCCAUAUCCUUUACGUACAAAAAUACAAAGCAACUAAUAGAACUAGUCCAAGCGCACCCUUGUCUAUGGGACAGACAAGCCCUUGACUAUAAGGACAGAUUAGCGAGAGACAGGGCAUGGGAACAGAUAUUUGAGGAGCUGGACCCCCAGUUUAAAGAGUGCAGUGCUACCACUAAACACGACAUAGGGUUAGACCGCUUUUGUUACUAUGUCUGUCCCACUCUAGCUAUAUGUCUAUGGGACAGACAAGCCCCUGACUAUAAGGACAGAUUGGCGAGAGACAGGGCAUGGGAACAGAUAUUUGAGGAGUUGGACCCGCAGUUUAAAGAGUGCAGUGCUACCACUAAACACGACAUAGGUACAACGAUAACGAAGAAAUGGUACAACAUCAGGGACUCGUACGUGAAGUCGUUAAAGCCGGACUACCUCGGGCGUCGGAACCGGCCCUACAUACACGCGGAGCUACUUAGAUUCUUGGAUGAUUGCUAUAUUGAAAAAAUCAACACCAGCUUUCUGAGCAAACAAAGAAGAAAUCCAGAAGAUUUUGAUGGAUUAGAAACCGAAGAACAAGAAUUAGAAGAAACAGAACCGUGGGAACAAAAAGUGUUCGUCACUUUAGAGGAAGAGCCAGCACAGAAGAGAGCAAGAACAGAAUACAGUCCAGAGCAAAGAGAAAAUAAAACAAAUGAAGAAGAUAUCAUAGCUGUCCUUUCUAAUCUAAUACAAAAGGAAGAAGACGAAGAUAGAGCGUUUUUCAAAUCGAUAACGCCAUCGGUUAAAAAGUUGUCUGAGAAUUCGAAAUUUGAGUUUAGAAUAGAAGUGUUGAAGUUGAUAAAAAAAUUAAGGGCCAAAGAUAAGGGUGAGAUGAAAAUAGAGGAAUCAAGUAAUGAUAGUGAUAGUGAAUAA